AGUCUUCGGUUAAAUUUUGUUGUGGUCAGACCUACCUAGGGGACACUCGGACAGCUUAGGAAAGGUCCUCUCUCUCGCGGCUAAUCGAUUUUAAUGGCACAUAAAGAUAGAGCCUAAAUUCGUACAGGAAAUUGUAGCUAAUGGUUUCUUUUUAUUGAAUAAUUGUCGCGGAAAAGUGUUGCGACUUUCCUGUGAAAGUAGUUUUCCAAAUCGGGUUUCUUCUGUUUCGUUUUUCAUUUUUUUCAUCCGUCAUUUCUCCCGGGGCAGUGGAUCGAUUUUUCGGGUUGACGGUGCAAACGUUGCCAAAAUUGUAGCUGCUCAUUUGAUGUGCGAAAAUUGUCCAUCGGAAAAAAAGAAUAGUGACGGCAAAAAGGGAGGAGUGUAAAUUUUCUCUUUCGUUUUCUCCUUGAGUAUUUUCGUUUUUGGUUUUCCCUUUGAGUUUUCCAAUUUUAUUUUACUGAGCUUCGUGCAAAUCCAGACAUCGGAAGCACGAUCAUCGGAGAAGCUUUUAAAAGCAAAAAUAGUGAGUCCAAGCUAGAUUCGACUUAACCGGAUAGAAGAACCCGGAAGAAGAAUGGCGGAGAACGAGAACUUAAGUAAUGGGAACAGUAGUAGUAGUAGCAGAGAAGAUAUGCACUUUUUCGAAGGAGUCGAAAAGCUGUUAGAGAUCUGGUUCGAACCGAAUCCCUCUAACAAGAAUGCAGAUCUAAGAAUGAUCCCUAGACCAAUGUGGGACGCCCUGCUGAAAACAGUACGCUGUGAAAUCAUCAGCUUCACCAGAAACGAACAAAUCGAUGCCUACGUCCUGAGCGAAAGCAGCAUGUUCGUUUCGAAGCGUCGCUGGAUUUUGAAGACGUGCGGCACCACGACGCCACUGCAGUGUCUGGAACCGUUGCUACGUCUGGCGUCGGAAAUCGCUGGCUACACCGAGAUCGAGGAUCUGUUUUACUCUCGCAAAAACUACAAACGCCCUGAACUGCAGGUCUCUCCCCAUCGUGGCUUCGAGGAGGAAGUGGCUUACCUGGAUUCAUUCUUCGAUGACGGGCGCGCUUACAGUCUGGGGGCGAUCAAUCGCGACUGCUGGCAUCUGUACACUUUGAGCCGCGGGGGAGGGGGCUCCGGCAACAAUUUCCUCCAGAAGAACAACAACUUCAACCACCAUAAGCAGCAGCUGAUGAACAACAACCAUUACAACAACAUGAACAACAACUUCAACCAUUUGAUUAAUGGCAAUAAGCACAACACAACAAAUGUAUCGCUGACUCCGUCGGCCCACCAUGGCCUGAUUGAAUCUCUGCAGUUACCUGAUCCGGAUCAGACCAUCGAGAUACUGAUGACUGAUCUGGACCCGAAAGUGAUGGCUGUUUUUACCAAAGACUUGUGUAACACGGCCAAGGAGGCUACCCAGAAAUCGGGCAUCUACAAGCUGAUUCCUGGAAUGGUAAUCGACGAUUACCUCUUUGAUCCGUGCGGUUAUUCCAUGAAUGGCGUAUCCAAGAGUUGUGGGAAAAAGUACAAAGAGGGAUGCUACAUGACGAUCCACAUAACUCCGGAGCCCGAUUUUUCGUACGUCAGCUUUGAGACCAACGUGGCCUCGGCCGGUUACGGUGAUUUGAUUGCACGUGUGAUUGAAACUUUCCAACCCGGAAAGUUUAUAGUGACUGUUUUCGCUAAUAAGACAUCGCUGGCUGCGAACGCAUCCCGCGAGCUAGAGCAUUUGGCCAACAUCGACCAGUGGAAGCGUCGUGAUAUUCAAUUCGCCCGUUUCGCUAGCUACGACCUGACCUAUGCUCAGUACUGCAAAUACCCAAGCUGAG
Uranotaenia lowii is the source of this 1817-nucleotide messenger RNA. RefSeq names its product S-adenosylmethionine decarboxylase proenzyme (gene SamDC). The record is from RefSeq and is a predicted model, not a curated record. Gene Ontology annotation, biological process: spermidine biosynthetic process; spermine biosynthetic process. Bases 575 to 1816 code for a protein of 413 amino acids. Gene Ontology annotation, molecular function: adenosylmethionine decarboxylase activity. Gene Ontology annotation, cellular component: cytosol. The transcript has 7 exons. Lineage: Eukaryota; Metazoa; Arthropoda; Insecta; Diptera; Culicidae.